Messenger RNA from Hordeum vulgare subsp. vulgare (domesticated barley), 883 nucleotides. RefSeq lists its product as uncharacterized. The record is from RefSeq and is a predicted model, not a curated record. The coding region runs from base 59 to 697 and encodes 212 amino acids. Gene Ontology annotation, molecular function: mRNA binding. Gene Ontology annotation, cellular component: cytoplasm. The transcript has 3 exons. NCBI's taxonomy places the organism in Eukaryota, Viridiplantae, Streptophyta, Magnoliopsida, Poales, Poaceae.
CACAACCGGAGAUGUCUCCCUCUUCCCGAUCUCAGGCACACAAGCCCUAAACCCGUGCAUGGCACUCCCCGCCUCUCGCCGUCUCUCCGCCGCCGCCGCCGCCGCCGCUCCGAAACUCUCCUCCCUCUUCACGCCCCGACCCAUUCCUAAGCCUCGCCCUCCGUCGCCGGGGUCCGGCGAUGAUCCUCAGCGGCGGAAGCCGAUGCCGAAACCAAGGCAGCCGUGGGGGGAGGAUGCGUCGGCGCUGCUCCGGCGGCUUCACGAGGGGCGAUACCUUCCGGGACCCUACCUCUCGGAUGCGCCGCACGUAGUGUCCCCAGACGCUGUCAAGGCCGCCGCCGAGCGGUUCGGCAACGAUCACCAGGUCGCCGCCAAAUGGUUGUCGGGGAGUGACUUGAAGAAGCUAGCACUGUUUGGCUGCCCAACUGUUGAGCGAAGAACAGUUUUUGCAUCCAAGAGAUUACGAGCUUUCUUCAACUUGCGAGAAGACCAGGUAUGCAGCUCUUGUAAGAUAAGAAGUUCAUGCCAGUUCGUUAACCAGGAUGUGCCUAGGUAUGAUAAAGUAAUCCUGUCAGAUAUUAUGAGGAUCCUUGCUUUGUUUGUUUUGGAUGCAUGUCCUCAGGAACUGCAGGUUACUGCUGAAGUAAAAGCUAGUGUCGGCAAACUUCUCAAGGACACCAUAAAUCUAAGCAUGUAAGUGCUUUGAGGGUAUUUUGUAAUCAGUGGAGGUACUAUGUACAUGUCAGGUAGAUUUAGGUUCAUUUUCCCACUCUUCAUUUUCGUUUGUGCCUCAAGCAUUGUAACACGAUCUGAAGCAACUAUAUGGAGUGAUGGCCACAUUUAUUCAGAGCAGAUAGUUGAUGGUCAUGUUUCAUUCAGACAA